ACUCGGUUGGGGUAAAAGAUAGGUUGGCGAGCAGCACAAGUCUCAAUUCGCCACGUUUUGUUUUUAAUAAUUCUCUUGUCUGAAUACAAUCGUGACACGUAAGAAUUAACCCUGUGAGAAAUUAUCCAAAACAGUUGGUGUAAUCCACUUGACGACGCAACUGUAGCGUAGUUUCCGAUCACUUCCGGCGGCCACCCCCGGUUUCCUAUUCCCAACCCCACAUAAAACUAUUCCGGUUUCCGCUGAAAAAAUCUUUCCAUUUCAAGGUGUUUUAGGUCUUGACUAUAAGGUGCUCUCCCUUAUGUGCAUAAAGAUUGUUUUUUUACUGGAAUUUCUUCCUUAGUUUUCAACAAUGGCGGCUGCUAGCUCAUUGCUGUUGCCCCGUGAAAUGGGGAUUCAUGGGAAAUAUGGCUACAAUUGCCCAUCUAAGGGCAUGUUUGAUAAGAGCCAGAUACAUUCAUCUACUUCGUUUCUUUCAUCUCAUUUUUCGCGGCAGGACUUUUGGAGUGUCCACCUACUGAACUGUGUACGGCCUUUAUGUCUCAGUCCUGUAUAUAGUAGACAUAAUAUUUUCCUUUGCCAGUCCAUAUUAAAGCCUACUGGAGGCUUUGAUGUUUCUGUUCUCAAAACAGCCGCUUCGAUAUUGACAAGUUCAUUUAAUGCCCUGCACGGAAGCCCGCUUGUGCAUAAGUUGGUUCCAGCUGUUGGCGUAAUUGCAUUUGCUGCUUGGGGUCUCAGCCCACUCAUACGUUUUGGCUGGAUUCUUUUCCUUCAUAAGAGUGAUACUAAUUGGAAAAACAGUAACACACAUUAUGUUGUGACAUCUUAUCUUCAACCUUUGUUGCUAUGGGCUGGAGCUACACUUAUAUGCAGAACGCUGGACCCAGUAAUUUUACCUUCAGUCCGAGUACAAGCUGUCAAGCAAAGGCUUUUAACUUUUAUACAGUCAUUAUCUACAGUACUCUCAUUCGCCUAUUGUUUAUCAAGCUUGAUUCAGCAAACACACAAAUUUUUUGGAGAGACAAAAGACUCAAGUGAUGCAAGAAAUAUGGGAUUUGAAUUUGCGGGAAAAGCUGUGUAUACAGCUGUAUGGAUUGCGGCUGUGUCAUUGUUCAUGGAGCUGCUUGGUUUUUCCACGCAAAAGUGGCUAACUGCUGGGGGUCUUGGUACUGUAUUGCUCACUCUUGCUGGUCGUGAGAUAUUUACAAAUUUUCUUUCGAGCGUAAUGAUCCAUGCGACAAGGCCUUUUGUUCUGAAUAAUUGGAUUCAAACAAAGAUAGGCGGUUAUGAAGUCUCUGGUUCAGUCGAGCAUGUCGGCUGGUGGUCGCCCACGGUCAUAAGAGGUGAUGAUCGUGAAGCAAUUCAUAUUCCAAAUCAUAAAUUCACGGUAAACGUGGUUAGGAAUCUUACCCAGAAGACUCAUUGGCGUAUCAAGACUCACCUUGCUAUCAGUCACCUCGAUGUGAAUAAGAUCAAUAAUAUUGUUGCUGACAUGCGGAAAGUUUUAGCCAAAAAUCCUCAAGUGGAACAACAAAAAUUACAUAGACGAGUUUUCCUCGAUAAUAUCGAUCGAGAGAAUCAGGCUCUUUUGAUCAUGGUGUCUUGCUUUGUAAAGACUUCACAUUUCGAAGAGUACCUUCGAGUCAAGGAAGUCAUAUUGCUGGAUCUUCUUAGAGUUAUCAGUCAUCAUCGUGCUCGCCUUGCCACGCCUAUCCGCACAGUGCAGAAGAUAUACAAGGAGGCCGAUGUGGAUGAAGUGCCGCUUGCUGAUUCUGUUAUGACUGUUAACCGUGCUAACCACCCGUUCCUCCUGAUUGAGCCGUCUUAUAAAAUUAAUAAUAGCAGUGAGGAUAAGACCAAAGCGGCUACGCCUCCAAGACCUAACCAAGAAAAAGACGGGAAAUCUGAGGUGCAGACGACGGCUUCCAAGGCGGUUGAUGCUUCCCCGCCAAUUGUCGAUGGCAACAGAAUAGAUACUCGCGGCUCUUCAGGGUCUAGUACUGACACCGAACCAGGAGUAGCAACCUCGGAAUUGGAUGGCAAAAUGCCAAACACUGGCUCGGUUCAAAGUAAAAACGAGAGGCAGCAAGUUGACAAGGUAGUUCCUGGGGAGGUAGAUGCACCUUCGGCUGUUUCACAGGCAAAACAAGACGGUGAAAGACCCACCACCCCGGCACCAUCUCAGGCAGUGGCGAGGCCAACGCUAGAGGAAAACAUACUUCUUGGCGUUGCACUCGAAGGAUCAAAGCGCACGCUCCCGAUUGAAGAAGAAAUGACUCCAUCCCCAUCCCCAUCCCCCGCAGCUGCUGCAGAGUCGAAGGAGUUGGCCGCCUGCCGGAAUGGGAACAGCGCGACGACCACCACCGGCGGCAAAGAUAAGAAGGAUGACGCCGGAGUUCAAAGCUCCCCAAGCGAUUUGAAAGAAUGAUAGGAGUGAUUUGAAUGUGCGCAAUAAUGCAGUAAGGCCAUAUUUUUUUAGCGCCGGCAUUAUUGUGCACUUGUAGAGUCGUACAUGUUACCAAAGUUCCACUGUUGUUGUACUGUAAAAGAAGAAUCUGCCACCAUUGAAGUAUUUAAAUUGGUCAAUACAAAUUGUGGUUCUUAUUUCA
This is a messenger RNA of Ipomoea nil (Japanese morning glory), 2609 nucleotides long. RefSeq names its product mechanosensitive ion channel protein 3, chloroplastic-like. The transcript is spliced from 14 exons. Lineage: Eukaryota; Viridiplantae; Streptophyta; Magnoliopsida; Solanales; Convolvulaceae. Gene Ontology annotation, biological process: transmembrane transport. The record is from RefSeq and is a predicted model, not a curated record. Gene Ontology annotation, cellular component: membrane. The coding region runs from base 353 to 2428 and encodes 691 amino acids.